Propithecus coquereli (Coquerel's sifaka) is the source of this 5819-nucleotide messenger RNA. RefSeq names its product zinc finger and BTB domain containing 4 (gene ZBTB4). Gene Ontology annotation, molecular function: DNA-binding transcription factor activity, RNA polymerase II-specific; protein binding; RNA polymerase II cis-regulatory region sequence-specific DNA binding. Bases 241 to 3273 code for a protein of 1010 amino acids. The transcript has 4 exons. Gene Ontology annotation, biological process: regulation of DNA-templated transcription. The record is from RefSeq and is a predicted model, not a curated record. Lineage: Eukaryota; Metazoa; Chordata; Mammalia; Primates; Indriidae.
GCGGCGGCGGCGGCGGCGGCGGCGGGGCCGGGCCGGGGCCAGGCGCUGGGGGGGCCGGGGCCGGAGCCGGAGCCGGAGCUGGAGGCGGGCGAAACCGGAGCGGCCGGGGGCGGCCAGGGUGAUGAGCCGGGCCUGGCGGACGCGGCGCCAUCGCAGUCAGAAAGAACAGGCCCAGCAGAAGGGACUCGCUGAGCCACGGCCCGCUCUGCUCCAUGUUGGCUGUGCUCUCAGGCUGGCGCCAUGCCCCCUCCCGCAGAGGUGACGGACCCAUCCCACGCCCCUGCUGUCCUACGCCAGCUCAAUGAGCAGCGGCUCCGUGGCAUCUUCUGUGACGUCACCCUCAUAGCUGGAGACACCAAGUUCCCCGCUCACCGCAGUGUCCUGGCUGCUUCAAGUCCCUUUUUCAGAGAGGCUCUGCUCGCUUCAGCCCCACUGCCCCUCCCACCAGUUACUGGGGGCUCAGCUCCCAACCCUGCUGCCACCACAGCUGCCUCUUCUUCCUCCACCUCUUCUUCCUCCUCCUCUUCUUCUUCCUCCUCUUCCUCCUCCUCCUCUUCUUCCUCCUCCUCUCCCCCUCCAGCCUCUCCCCCUGCUUCAUCCCCACCCCGAGUCCUGGAACUGCCAGGGGUCCCAGCAGCUGCCUUUUCUGAUGUCCUCAACUUCAUCUAUAGUGCCCGGCUCGCACUACCUGGUGGCGGAGGGGACGGGGCAGCUGUAGCAGAGAUUGGAGCUUUGGGACGGCGUCUGGGCAUCUCCCGCCUGCAGGGCCUAGGGGAGGGAGGUGAUGCCUGGGUCCCUCCCACCCCAGCCCCCAUGGCCACCUCACAGCCUGAAGACAACAGCUUUGGGCCUGGGCCUAGGCCAGCUGUGGAGUGGGAGGGUGACAGGGCUGAGGCCCAGGCCCCUGACUUACAGCCCCCAUUGCCCCGGCGGCCCCUCCCCUGCCCUCGAUGUGGAAAAAGCUUCAUCCAUCCCAAGCGGCUGCAGACCCACGAGGCCCAGUGCCGACGGGGGGCCAGCACUCGGGGGUCUACAGGGCUGGGGGCUGCGGGCUCUGGCCCCGGUGGUCCUGCAGGAGUGGAUGCCUCAGCUCUGCCCCCACCCGUGGGCUUCCGAGGCGGCCCCGAGCACGUGGUAAAGGUGGUGGGCGGCCACGUGCUGUACGUGUGUGCGGCCUGCGAGCGGUCCUAUGUGACGCUGUCCAGCCUGAAGCGGCACAGCAACGUGCACUCAUGGCGGAGGAAGUACCCCUGCCGCUACUGCGAGAAGGUGUUUGCCCUAGCUGAGUACCGCACUAAGCACGAGGUGUGGCACACCGGGGAGCGCAGGUACCAGUGCAUCUUCUGCUGGGAGACCUUUGUCACUUAUUAUAACCUGAAGACCCACCAGCGAGCCUUCCAUGGCAUUAGCCCGGGCCUCCUAGCCAGUGAGAAGACACCCAAUGGAGGCUACAAGCCCAAGCUCAAUACUCUCAAGCUGUACCGCCUACUCCCCAUGCGGGCAGCCAAGCGGCCCUACAAGACCUACAGCCAGGGAGCUCCAGAGGCCCCCCUUUCUCCAAACCUCAACACACCGGCCCCUGUGGCAAUGCCAGCCAGCCCACCACCCAGACCUCCACCUGUCCCAGAGCCUGGUCCCCCACCCUCUGUCAUCACCUUUGCUCACCCAGCCCCCUCUGUCAUUGUCCACGGGGGCAGUAGCAGUGGUGGAGCGGGGGGUGGGCUGGCCAGCACAGGAGGGUCCCAGGCCGCCUCGGUCAUCACUUACACUGCUCCCCCGAGGCCUCCCAAGAAACGGGAGUACCCACCUCCUCCCCCAGAGCCUGCAGCCACACCCACCAGCCCAGUCACAGUGGUCAGCCCAGCCACAGCUGCAGGGCCAGCCAUGGCCACCGCCACAGAGGAGGCCAAGGGCCGGAAUCCACGGGCUGGGAGGACUCUGACUUACACAGCCAAGCCAGUGGGCGGGAUUGGCGGGGGCGGGGGUCUCCCUGCAGGGCCCGGCCGGGGCCCUUCUCAGCUACAGGCUCCACCUCCACUGUGUCAGAUCACUGUGCGCAUCGGGGAGGAGGCCAUUGUCAAGCGCCGCAUCUCAGAAACUGACCUGCGUCCUGGGGAGCUGAGUGGAGAGGAGGUGGAGGAGAGUGAGGACGAUGAAGAGGAGGAGGAGGACGAGGAGGAGGAGGAGGAGGAGGAGGAAUCAAAGGCUAGUGGGGAGGACCAGCUCUGGAGGCCCUACUACUCAUACAAGCCUAAGCGCAAGGCUGGAGCUGCCGGAGGUGGUGGUGGUGGCAGUGGGCUGCCCCGAGGCCGCCGUCCACCACGCUGGAGGCAGAAGCUGGAAAGGAGGAGCUGGGAGGAGACCCCAGCAGCUGAGAGCCCAACACGUGCCCGCACAGAGCGGAGGCACCGCUGUGGGGACUGUGCACAAACCUUCGCCACCCUGAGGAAGCUGCGAAAGCACCAGGAGGCCCAUGGUGGAGGCUCCCACAGCUCCCGGGCUGGACGGAGGCCUUCUACCCGCUUCACCUGCCCCCACUGCGCCAAGGUGUGCAAGACAGCAGCUGCUCUGAGCCGCCAUGGGCAGAGGCACGCUGCUGAGCGGCCGGGGGGCACCCCCACACCUGUCAUUGCCUAUUCCAAGGGCAGCGCUGGCACCAGGCCUGGGGAUGUCAAGGAGGAGGCCCCCCAAGAAAUGCAAGUCUCCUCAUCCAGCGGGGAGGCAGGCGGUGGGAAUGCUGCUGCUGAGGAAGCUUCCGAGACCGCCUCACUCCAGGACCCUGUCAUUUCAGGGGGUGAGGAGCCCCCGGUGGUGGCAGGAGGGGGCAACUAUGUGUACCCACCUGUGCAGGAAUUUCCACUGGCCCUCAUUGGGGGUAGCCGGGAUCCUGGUGGUGGCAGGGGAAAACUUGGGAGUGAGGGGCCAGGGGGUGCUGGUGAGGGGGACCGGCUAGAAGGGAUGGGGGCUGCCAAAGUUACCUUCUACCCUGAGCCCUACCCACUCGUCUAUGGCCCUCAGCUCCUUGCUGCCUACCCUUAUAACUUCAGCAACUUGGCUGCUCUCCCGGUUGCUCUCAACAUGGUCCUACCUGAUGAGAAGGGAGGCGGGGCCCUUCCCUUCCUACCAGGGGUCUUUGGCUACGCAGUGAAUCCUCAAGCAGCACCCCCUACUCCCCCAACACCACCACCCCCAACUCUUCCUCCACCCAUUCCCCCUAAGGGAGAAGGGGAAAGGAAAGGGCUUGAGAGAACCCAGAAGGGAGAUGUGGGGUGAGCUCUGGGACCAGGUCCCCUUUUCUCCAGAUGCCACCCUCCCUGAACCCUCCACCACUACCAGCUCCCUGGCCUCCCUGCCCCUUGGGAGCCCCUCCACACUCUUGUGCAGGGACUUGGGGGCUCUUGGAGCUCAGGCGUCAGGCUGCUUUGUGUGAGAUUGUAGUUUUCCCAUCUCCUGGGAAGGGAUCUUUGGUGGUUCCCCUCUCAAGCUUCCUCCAGGGAAUGGCCUCCAUGAGGGGCAGGGCCAGCUCCCAUCCUUUCUCCAGCCCUUGGGGCAACUGAGCAAUAUACUUAUCUGAAUCUCUACUCACGGCCCCCACCAGCUCUGAAUGUCUAACCUGCUCCUCUGAUUUGUAAACCUAGGGGGAAACCAUCUCUCUCACCUAAUGAUUCCCCCUUGUUCUGAAGCUUUCUCUAAGCCCUCCCCCAGAUGCUUCCUAGCACAUUCCAUUCUGUAUGGCCCAGGGCCUGGACCAGACCAUUGUGAAACCUGAACCCACACACCUGGGAGCGUGGCUUUGGAUUCCAUUCUUCCCAAGGGUGGGUUUCUCUGUCCCUGUCUCCUUUGCGUGAAGAUGCCAUGCCUUCCUUGGCUUCCAUGCCUUUGGAUCUUCCAUAUUCUUCCCCAUACCCCUAGACUUUGGAGAUGGCCUCUCCCAGUCCAGGUCAAGGAGGUGUUGGGGGGAGGGCUACCCCUCUGUUCAUAGCUGAGCACUUUCCCAGCCCAGGGCAGGGAAAUCUUGACCCCCAAAUCCAGUGAGCCCCAGAUUCUUCCAAGGCAGAAGAGGUGAAUAGGUCACACCUCUUCCUGCCUCUACCUAUGGCCUCUUCUGGGCUAAACCAGAUUUGGGGGCCAGGAGGGAAGAGCUCCGUGUGGGAUGGAGAAGGGAAUCUACUUUCUCCCUGUUUUUUUCCUGAUGGUUUCUCCCAGACUAGACCAAAUAGCCAGAAAAAAGAUGGGGGUUGGAUGGGUAGGUAAGCCCAAGAUUUGCACAUGACCUUCCAUCCUUACCUUUACCCUCAUCUUCCCUCACCAAUCACUCCAGAUGGUUUUGGGGGAACCAUUCUACUCUUCUGGUGGGCUUUGGGGUGUCCCCACCAACUUUCCCUCCAGAAUAGCACCUUAUACCCCAUCUUUGACUCAGUUCCCCACACCCAAAGAUCCCAGCCUAGGGAUGGGGUGCAGGGACCAUAGUCCCUAAUCCCUAAUUUGCACUAGUUAACCCUGGUCAGGGGUCCCUAUACUUCCUUCCAGUGGGGGAGAUGAAGAAAUGUUUGCUCCUAAUUCUCUUUGAAAACUGGGCCUCCCUGCUCUGUGAUUGGAUGAACAUUUCCCAUCCCACUCACCUCCCCACCAAAAAAACAGCUCACAAGGGAGAGCCUGUUUGCGGGAGCAAAUUUGACAAAUGGGAAUUAGAGGAGUGCAGUUUAAAAAGGGGAAAAGUUGCUGUCAUCAAAAUGGCAGCCUUUCCCCAGCUACUGUUUUUUGGGGCCAAGAUGGCUGCCCUUGCAGCAGUUGCUGGGAGGGCAAGAUCAUGGCUUCUGGAGGGAGGUGAGUUUAGAGGAAGAGCCAGGAGCAUCCUCCUGCCCCCUCUUCCCCUCCCAGCCCACAGGAAAGGGGAAGUUUUCGACAGGCUCCCUGAAUGUUAACCAUGGAGGAGACACUCCUUCAUUCCUCUGUCUCUUUGCACUUUUCUUGGUCUUGGCCACAGCCUGAGUGAAGAAUUUCCUACUGAAUGUACCAAGUUCCAAUUUUUAAGGGGGCGAAAAGUUUCAAACAGGGAAAAAUGCAAAAAAAAAAAAAAAAAUCACUAAAAAUUCUCACAAAUCUUGUUUCUGGCACUUUAGAAAAACAGAAAAAUACAUAAUAAAGAAUACGUAUAUAUAUCUACACACAAAUUAUAUAUAUCUAUAUAUACAGUGGAACCACAAGAGAGACUGAGGAAGGCCUAGAGGCAGGGGGCAGAUGUGAUGACAGUGCCCCUGUAUCCUUAACCUGUACUCCUCUCAGGCAAACAGGCAUGGAACAAUGGAAGGAGUUGAGGAUGGAUUGGGGAAUUUGAAUUUCAGAAUAGAUCAAAAUUCCAAACUAUGGACAUUUUGGGAGAAUUGAGAUUGUAGACAUUUAUUUUUUUUAAAAUAUGAUUAAGGAAAAUAGCUUCUGGAAUUUGGUGGUUCUGGGCAACAAAUGAGAUUGUGGCUAAGUGGAGAUUAAAAUAUAUGUAUCUGAGCUGGGGAAUUUGAAUAUUGUGAGUUUCAGAUGUUGGAAAUAUGGGAUUUUGCAGUUUCGUCUUUUGAAAAUGAUCAAGUCUUGUCAGUUUGUGCCCUCUUUCCCCACGUUCCCUGGGAAGAAGGGUGACGGCAGAGUGGGAAGGCCACUGGUUCUGUGCCACAGCACGCAGGAUUUAGAAUUCUACAGACUCUAGCUCUAUACGUAGUGAGGACCCAGAUUUAGAGAAACUGACCAAUAUUUAUCUCCGAUUUGUGUGUGUGUCCAACUCUCUAGGCCAAUAAACCAACAAGACAAACAAACUGUGCUCCACA